Messenger RNA from Ustilaginoidea virens, 912 nucleotides. RefSeq lists its product as uncharacterized. Bases 1 to 912 code for a protein of 303 amino acids. Gene Ontology annotation, molecular function: single-stranded DNA binding. The record is from RefSeq and is a predicted model, not a curated record. NCBI's taxonomy places the organism in Eukaryota, Fungi, Ascomycota, Sordariomycetes, Hypocreales, Clavicipitaceae. Gene Ontology annotation, biological process: recombinational repair; interstrand cross-link repair. Gene Ontology annotation, cellular component: mitochondrial chromosome; mitochondrial nucleoid. The transcript has 2 exons.
AUGCAUUUCCCCCGACGAGCCGUGUCCGCGGCCGCCCAGCGGCUCGCUCCGCGCGCUCGGCUCAGCCUCCCCGGCACGCGAUUCACUUCCACCUCCACCUCCACAGACGCCGCCGCGGCGACAUCCAGGCUUCCACCCCCCGCGGCGACAUCCGGGUUUCCCCCCCCCGCGGCGACAUCCACGCCUCCCCCCCCCGCGGCGUCGUCGAAAUGGACGCCGCAAAAGUUCGCCAAGCCCGCCCCGGCCACCCGCAAGCCCAGCUUCUCGUCCGCCGCGCCCGCCGGAAACGCCCCCCCCCCGACGUACGAGCCCAAGACCAUCGCCCACCGGCAGCCCGCCGCCGCCGCCGAUGACGACGCAAGCCCGCCGCCCGCCGACGGCACCGUAGACUGGGCCACCAGCUUCCACGGCGUCGCGGCGAAGCCCGUCACCGAGGACCAGUUCCGCGCGCUCAUGCAGCCCGUCGACAUCAAGGACAUCGAGGUCAAGCCCGACGGGGUCAUCUACCUCCCCGAAAUCAAGUACCGGCGGCGGCUGAACGAGGCCUUUGGCCCCAUGGGCUGGGGCCUGAUCCCCAAGGGCAAGCCGGUCGUCGGCGACGCCAUGGUCACGCGCGAGUACGCCCUGAUUGUCGACGGACGAUUCGUCUCCCAGGCCCAGGGGGAGAACCCGUACUUUUCGGCCGACCAGCUGCCCAACGCCGUCGAGGGCUGCAAGUCCAACGCCCUGAUGCGGUGCUGCAAGGAUCUCGGCAUCGCGUCCGAGCUCUGGGACCCCCACUUUGUGCGCUGGUUCAAGAAGAGCCAGAUGGAGGAGGCCUGGGUCGAGCACGCCGUCACCAAGAAGAAGCGCACGCUGUGGUUUAGAAAGGGCCUCGUGGAGGUUGCGUACCCGUACAAGCUGGUCAACUAG